This is a messenger RNA of Culex quinquefasciatus (southern house mosquito), 960 nucleotides long. RefSeq lists its product as uncharacterized. NCBI's taxonomy places the organism in Eukaryota, Metazoa, Arthropoda, Insecta, Diptera, Culicidae. The transcript is spliced from 2 exons. The record is from RefSeq and is a predicted model, not a curated record. Bases 101 to 913 code for a protein of 270 amino acids.
AAUGUAAACGUCAUUGUCAUUGUUGACAACCUUCAAGAAAGACGCCGAAACAACUUCUUUUCACGAUUGGAACCGGUCCCGGAAUAAAACUCCUGCCAGGAUGUCGGAAGCGGGUCCCAGUUCUUCUCAACAGCCUCCCAAAAAGAAGCAGAAAAAAUUAACGGAACGCCAAAGGUUGAAGGAGGAGGAAAAGAGGCUGAGAUGGGUGGAACCGAAAGAUUUCGACAUGUCGACGGUUCAAAAACGGGACCCAAGACCGACAAGAGAGGCCGCCAAGGUCGAUUUCGAUGGAUACCUGAGGAGCAAAAAAUACCUCCGCGGCGAUGUGCGUGCGAUCGCCGAGGAUCCUACACUUUACUGCUUGGUGUCCGUGAAGGAAGACGUGUGUCCGAUUCCGGUGCGGCUUGGUCCGUUGGGUUACCCCAGGCAGUGGUUCUUGCACAAUGACCACUUCGACCCGUUGAAGGCAAACAUUAUGAAUCGGAACGCACAGGCACUGCUGUUGAGUGGCCCGAACGGACCGCGGGUGCAGGCAGUGAUAAAAGCAGACGGUUAUGCCCUGGUGCUGGCCAAGGAUGAGUUCACGGCGGAAUUUGUGCGCGGUUUGAUUCCUCUGCUGGCCAACGACGGCAUGGCGGUGAAGGAGGUAACGGAGCCGGAGAUCAAUGAAUUCAACGCAACCCGGAACGAACGGGUCGAUCCGAACAUCCUGAUCAAGUUUCGCAACCAUGGAUGGCAAAGAAGAAGGGGAGGUCCCGGAAAACGUGGAGGACGGGGCGGACAGGCACAGCGUGGAAAAGGACAGCGUCGUAAUGAUAGACAGUAUAAAACGAAUGGGCCACAGCAUUUUCAGGAACAACAAUCGGAUGGGGAAGACUUUGAUCCCGAAUUCAACGAGGAUUAUUGUUUUUGAAUAUCCUUGAAUUAUAUAUUAAUUAAAAAGAAGUUUGAAAUAGUUUG